AUGACAACGGUGCGGCCGUUUCGUGCGCGGGAUCUUUUUGUGUUCAACAAUGUGAACAUGGAUCACUGGACCGAAACGUAUAGCAAUGGUUUCUACCUUGGUUACCUCGCACAAUGGCCUGACAUGACGUUGACAGCGUGCGCUGCGCAUACCGAUACCAUUAUGGGCUACGUCCUAGGCAAGGCGGAAGGACGUGAGCCGCGGAAGAAGCGCGAAGAGAUUACGUUGCAUGGCCACGUCACAGCUGUCACGGUCGCGCCUGAGUACCGACGGCUGGGCGUGGCGCAGAUGCUCAUGGACUUUUUCGAGCAGGUGUCUGAGCAAGUAUACCAGGGCUUCUUUGUCGAUCUGUUUGUCCGCCCCUCGAACGAAAAGGCCAUCCAUAUGUAUGAAAAGCGCGGGUAUUCCGUAUACCGCCGCGUCCACCGCUACUACCGCGGUGCUGGCACGCAACCUACGGAGGACGGAUAUGAUAUGCGCAAAUCCCUGCCUCGCGACGUGGAUCGGCAGACCGUGCGCAGCAACGGCCGAAGUGUCGUGGUCCAGCCACAAGCGACAUUGUUUGAUCCGUAUGUGCACAAAGGCAUUUGA
Molecule: messenger RNA, 591 nt
Organism: Malassezia pachydermatis
Lineage: Eukaryota; Fungi; Basidiomycota; Malasseziomycetes; Malasseziales; Malasseziaceae
Product: n-acetyltransferase 5
Exons: 3
Coding region: 1-591 (196 amino acids)
Biological process (GO): N-terminal peptidyl-methionine acetylation
Cellular component (GO): NatB complex
Molecular function (GO): protein-N-terminal amino-acid acetyltransferase activity
Source: RefSeq, a predicted model, not a curated record